Messenger RNA from Mus pahari (shrew mouse), 1539 nucleotides. Its product is annotated as oogenesin-2-like. Gene Ontology annotation, biological process: negative regulation of DNA-templated transcription; negative regulation of cell differentiation; positive regulation of cell population proliferation. Bases 31 to 1539 code for a protein of 502 amino acids. The transcript has 4 exons. Gene Ontology annotation, cellular component: cytoplasm. The record is from RefSeq and is a predicted model, not a curated record. NCBI's taxonomy places the organism in Eukaryota, Metazoa, Chordata, Mammalia, Rodentia, Muridae.
CCUGGAGUUAGAGCUUUCCCCGGCCUGAAUAUGGUGAUCUGUAACCAGUGUCCAGAUCAACAUGAUUCUUUAGAAGAAGACAACAUGAAGUUCUACUCCCCACCCACUCUGUUGGAGCUGGCAAGACAGAGUCUACUGAAGGAUGACUACUUGGCCAUUUCUGCUCUCAAAGACCUGCCCAAUAUGAUGUUCCCAGAGAUGUUUAAGGAGGCAUUUAUUGGUGGAUGUACAAAGAUCUUGACUGCCAUGAUACCCGUGUGGCCCUUCCCAUGCCUUUCUGUAGGAAUGACGAUGAAGAACCUCAGCCUAGACACUUUGAAGGCUGUUCUUGAGGGGAUAGAUAUACUGAUUUCAAAAACAGUUCUUUCCAGUAGGUGCAAACUCAGAGAGGUCAAUUUGAGUGAUACAGACCUUGAUUUGGAUGGGAUAUGGGCUACAACCCAUGAAGUUGAAGGCUUACCAGAGUUCAUAGAACAGGAGCGGCCAGUUGAGAACAGACCUGACUAUGGGGAAAACGACAAAUUGAUUGUAACAACAGAACUCCAAUUCAUGGAGGGCCACCUUGAUGAAUGUGCCACUUACUUGUUACAGUGGGCCUAUCAGAGAGAAGCUUUCAUUCAUCUACACUGUAGAAAACUGAAAAUUAAUGGCUUAACCAAAGCCACAGUCAUAGAAAUGUUCAAAACUGUACAUGCAGAAUGUAUAGAAGAUCUGGAACUAUCUUGUCUUUGCCUAGAAGAUUUGGAUUUUCUUAAUCCCUACCUGAAACAGAUGGACUGUCUUCUCUCACUCACACUAUAUGAGAUUGCAGAUACUGUCAAUAUGGAUGAUUAUAUUAAUCUUGAUGAGGAGAAAGUGAUUACAGUGAUUUCUCAACUUCCCACAUUUCACCAUCUCCAGGAACUCUAUGUACACACUGUCCCUUUUAUAGAAGACAAACUGAAAGAAUGCCUCAGGUGCCUGAAGAAGCCCUUGGAGUUACUUUCAAUCACUAACUGUGACCUCUCACAGUCAGACUUGGAUUACCUGCCCUAUUGCCUGAAUAUUUUUGAGCUCAGAUCUCUCCACUUGAUUGAUAUACCUUUAAAUAAAUUACUUCUCGAGCCCCUUGGAUUUCUCCUUGAGAGAGUUAGAAAUACCCUGGUAUCCCUGCAAUUGAAGUCCUGUGAAAUGGGCGAAACUCAGUUCAAUGCCAUGCUGCCUGCUCUAAGUCAGUGUUACCAACUCACAGGAGUAGAUUUCUAUGGUAAUGACCUCUCUUUUCUCUCCCUGAAAAAAAUUCUACACCACACAGCCAAGCUUAGCCAGCUGACCUAUGAGCUGUACCCUGCCCCUCAGGAGUGCUAUGAUAAUAGUGAUAUAGUACUAUCACAUAGAUUAGAAAAUUUUUGUCCUGAGCUCCUGGAUAUACUCAGGGCCAUAAGACAGCCCAAGAAGGUCACCUUUGCUACAAUCCGAUGUUCCAAGUGUGGUGGGGCCUAUGUUUAUAAUCUGGAGUCCCAACGUUGCUUUUUUGAAAAAAUGCCUCUGUGGGGUUGA